GUCGAGACUGCACUCGUUGAUGUACAAGCAGAAUAUCUUGGUACAUGUUGUGUGUUCCGUUAGUCACGUAUGGACGAGAUCUGAUUAAAGCCACCUGCUUCGCCCGUGUGAACCUAAGCAAACGUUGCUCUUCGUUGGAAUGGUGUACGAGCAGUGACAUUUUGUUAGUGAUUUGGAAGUGGUGACUUUGAACACAUAUUUGAUCGAAGUUGAAGGCCAAACUACCCAACAAAAAGUUGCCUAUCCAAUCAUCCUGACACGAAAGUUAGAAAGGACGACGUGUGUAUUUAUUUCUACGCCUGAAGUUUCCAACAAGCUACAUCAGUUGGGUGCAGUUUAAUUUAUAAGAAGUCGUCAUGGCUGAACACGCAACGUCAAUAGUGGCAAUAGAAGGUAUGACUUGUCAAUCGUGUGUCAGCACUAUUGAGAAGAAUAUUUCAAGCGUUCCUGGGGUGAAGAGUAUUAAGGUUUAUCUUGGCAGGAAGAAAGCUGAGAUCACGUUUGAUAGUAGAGUGGUUACAAUAAAAGAAUUAGCAGCCCAAAUUGAAGACAUGGGUUUUGAGGCCUGUCCUGAGGAUUCUAUCGUUUCUCUGCCAACACUACAGGACGUCACACUACGAGUGCAGGGCAUGACUUGUGAAUCAUGCGUUCGUAACAUUGAAAGACGCGUAUCGUCACAAGCGGGUGUACAUACCGUGAAAGUUUCUCUUCAGGAAGAAUUGGCAAGGAUUGCAUACAAUAUUAAUGAAACGAAUCCACAGACGUUACUUAACAUCAUCAACGAGAUGGGUUUCACAGCUACUGUUUCUCCGGAAAAUACUAAAUCAACGAAAUUACAAGAAUCCUCCAGGAAUUAUUCGUCUGUUGUGAGAAUCCACAUUCAGGGAAUGACAUGUCAGUCCUGCGUUAGUAAGAUAGAAGAAAAUUUAAUUAACAGUCCAGGUAUUAGAAAUAUAAUAGUGUCACUAGAAGAUUGCUUGGCCACUGUUAAAUUUAACCCCUUAGAAGUUACACCAGAACAGCUACAGAAUAUGAUAGAAGACAUGGGGUAUGAAGCCACUCUUUUAACAGAUAAAGCUAAAAAUGUCGCUGUAUGUAGUCAAGAUAGUAACAGUCAUAAAAUGAAUUCUGACCAAGCUACUGGAACUUUGAAAGUCAAAGGAAUGACCUGUAUGUCUUGUGUUCAUAAUAUUGAAGAUCAUAUCGGCACGGUGAAAGGUAUCAUUAGUAUUAAAGUAUCAUUACAGGAGAACUCGGCCACUGUUCAGUACCAGCCUUCUUUGAUAAGCCUUCAACAGAUAGCAGAAAUGAUAGACAACAUGGGAUUUGAAUGUGAAGUACAAGACUCCCAGAAGCUGGUAAUGGACCCAUGGGUACCUCGCAUCUCUCAUCCACAGAAUACAGUAACAAGUAGUGACCAAACAGACAUCGGCAUUGAGAAGAGAGGACCAAGCCCCAACAAACAUACUAAACAAUACACCAAGUUACUAUUUGCUGAAGGAGAUGACUUGGAAAAAUGUUUCAUCCGAAUAACAGGCAUGACUUGUGCAUCGUGUGUUGCUGCCAUUGAAAAACAUUUAACACACUUGGAUGGAAUACAUUAUGUGUUGGUUGCACUCAUGGCUCAGAAGGCAGAGGUUAAGUUUGAUCCAGCUUAUAUCAUGCCAUCUCAGAUAGCAAAUGCUAUCACAGAACUAGGCUACAUGUCUUCAGUAAUAGAGGAUGUUAGCUCAGGUCAAGGAGAACUUGAGCUAGAGAUCCAUGGAAUGACGUGUGUUUCCUGUGUGCAUUCUAUAGAGAGUAACUUGAUAAAACGCCCUGGCAUCAUCUCAGUAUCCAUUGCUCUUGCCACGCAGUUAGGUAAAUUUCAGUUUGAUCCUGAAGUUACGGGCCCUCGGGAUAUCGUUGAUGCUAUUAAGGAUUUGGGAUUUGGUGCCUCAACUAUUACAGACCACAGAAGAGAUGCUAGUUACUUAUCUCAAAAAGAAGAGGUGAAAAAGUGGAGAAAUUCUUUCCUGUUUUCUCUUGUCUUUGGUCUCCCUUCUAUGGCAGUUAUGAUGUAUUUUAUGGGAAUACGUAUGUCAACUGGAAAACAUGACAUAUGCUGUCUUAUACCAGGGUUGUCAACAGAGAAUCUGUUUCUAUGGAUCCUAGCCACUCCUGUCCAGUUCAUAGGAGGACGAUAUUUUUACGUCCAUGCCUUGAAAGCCAUAAAACACAGAAUGGCAAACAUGGAUGUACUUAUUAUGCUGGCCACAAAUAUUGCCUACUUCUAUAGCGUAGCAGUUCUGAUUUACUUCAUGAUAGAUGGAGCUGAUCACAGUCCAAAAACAUUUUUUGAGACUCCACCAAUGCUGUUGGUGUUUAUUUCACUUGGACGAUGGUUGGAACACAUAGCAAAAGGUAAGACUUCUGAGGCUCUGGCAAAACUUAUUUCGCUACAAGCAACAGAAGCUACACUUGUCGAUGUAGACUCUGAUUGUCAGAUUAUAUCCGAAAAACAAAUUGAUGUGGAGCUUGUUCAACGUGGGGAUAUUUUAAAGGUAGUUCCCGGUGAAAAAAUACCAGUUGAUGGCAGAGUUACCUUUGGAAAUUCAAUGGCAGAUGAAUCACUUAUUACGGGGGAAUCUCUACCUGUAGCCAAACGUCCAGGUUCUCAGGUUAUUGGAGGUUCUAUCAACCAAAAUGGAAUGCUACUUAUCAGUGCUACCCAUAUAGGGAAAGACACAACAUUAGCCCAGAUUGUGAAACUGGUUGAAGAAGCACAGACCUCAAAGGUACAUAAUAAUUUUAAGUUUGUUAUUUUAACUCUUAGAUACCCAGUAAUGUAAAUAAUGUAUAAAUUGGAUAAGCAAAAAAAAAAAUAUGAUACAUUGACACAACCAAUUUCUUUAACAACUGUAAACCCCCCAAUUAGACCACCUGUAACUCUUCUUUUUUCAAGAGAAAAAUUCCAGGGAUCACAUUAGUAGCCCUUCUCUGAUCCCUUUCCAAUUCAACGUCCUUCUUAAGGUAAGAAGCUUAUUAAAACUGAACACAGUACUCUAGAUGUGACUUAUCCAAUGACUUACACAAUGAAAUUAUAACUUAUUUAGCCUUCUAUUUCUGUAGAC
Limulus polyphemus (Atlantic horseshoe crab) is the source of this 3113-nucleotide messenger RNA. Its product is annotated as copper-transporting ATPase 2-like. Gene Ontology annotation, molecular function: copper ion binding. Lineage: Eukaryota; Metazoa; Arthropoda; Merostomata; Xiphosura; Limulidae. The coding region runs from base 357 to 2831 and encodes 824 amino acids. The transcript is spliced from 11 exons. The record is from RefSeq and is a predicted model, not a curated record.